Messenger RNA from Maudiozyma saulgeensis, 2028 nucleotides. The record is from the annotation of a GenBank genome assembly. Lineage: Eukaryota; Fungi; Ascomycota; Saccharomycetes; Saccharomycetales; Saccharomycetaceae.
AUGUUGCGUAUAUUGAGACUUCCAAUACAAGUACUGAGCCAGGCUCGAUCCACGACAGGUAUAUCAAGAUUUAUUGUUCCUGUACAAUCAUCAGUUCCUUCAUUUGAAAAAUCGUUUCAUACUAAUGUCGUAGUACAAUCUGGUGCUCAACGUUCAUUCGGGCGUACUAAUGAUAGAGGUAGUGGUAGAACCGGUGGUUAUAAUUUUAAUAAUGCUAGCGGAUCUCGUUAUAAUCGUCAUAAACGUGAUGGUUUCAAUAAUAAUCGGAAACAAUUUCGUAAACCUGUUAGAAAGGAUGAAGAUGAGUUAGAAUUCGAUGAAACUACUUUAGCAAAGUUGAUUCAUGUACCAAAGGAUGCAACCGCUGAAGAAGUGACUUUAGAUCAAAUGCUAGAAGAAAAAUUAAUGGAUACAAUGUUACAUAAAUCUAUAUCUCGUAUGGGGUUUGAUGGUUUAACACCUGUGCAACAAAAGACUAUUAAACCUAUUGUAAAAGAUGAAGAAAAUGAUGUUAUUGCAAGAGCUAAAACAGGUACUGGUAAAACUUUUGCAUUUUUAAUUCCAAUUUUUCAACAUUUAAUUAAUACUGCAAGAGAUUCUCAAUAUAUGGUUAAAGCUGUUAUCGUUGCACCAACAAGAGACCUUGCAUUACAAAUUGAAAGUGAAGUGAAAAAGAUACAUAAACAUAAUUAUGGUUUGAAAAAAUUUGAAGCUGUAUCAUUAGUUGGUGGUACAAAUUUUGAUUCCUCAAUGAGAAGAAUGAAUAAAUUAAGACCAAAUAUUGUUAUCGCUACACCAGGUAGAUUAUUAGAUGUAUUAGCGAAACAAGGUGACCGUUUUUUCAAAUAUGUUGAUUUUAAAGUAUUAGAUGAAGCUGACAGAUUAUUAGAAAUUGGUUUUAAAGAAGAUUUAGAAGAAAUAUCAAACAUUUUAAAUAAUUUGAAUGGGAAAGGUAAUGAUCAUAUUAGAACUUUACUAUUUUCUGCUACAUUAGAUGAAAAAGUUCAAAAACUAUCAAAUUCAAUUAUGAAUAAAGAAAGUUGUCUUUUCAUUGAUACGGUCGAUAAGAAUGAACCAGAAGCUCAUGAAAAGAUUGAUCAAUCUCUUGUUAUCUCAGAGAAAUUUUCUGAUAAUAUCUAUGCUGCAAUUCAACAUAUUAGAACACAAUUAGAACAAUCUCCUGAUUAUAAAGCAAUUCUUUUUACUCCAACUGUGAAAUUUACUAAAUUUAUUUCUCAUAUCCUAAGAAGAGAAAUCGGAAGAGAAUUACCUGUCUUAGAAUUCCACGGGAAAAUCGAACAAAGAAGAAGAACUAACCUUGUUAAAGAAUUCAAACAACAUCAAAAGGGUAUUUUGAUUUGUACCGAUGUUGGUGCUCGUGGUAUGGAUUUCCCAAAUGUCGCAGAAGUCUUACAAAUUGGUGUCCCAUCAGAACUAGCCAACUAUAUUCAUAGAAUUGGUAGAACUGCCCGUAGUGGUAAAGAAGGUAAAUCUACAAUUUUCUUAUGUAAGGAUGAAUUACCAUUUAUUGAGACAUUGGAAGAAAGGAAAAAUAUCAUCAUUAAGAAUAAAUUAGAUUAUAAAACUAAUGAAAAGAUAUCAAAAGAAUUUGCCUCUAAGAUUGAUGAUACGUUCGAAUUAUCCGAUACAUUACUAAGUUUAAUUUCUUUCUACAGAUCUGUUAUUAAAGAAUACGGAUUCGACACUAGAAAAUUGUUACCUCAAUUGGCUGCAUCUUACGGUGAAUUGUUAAAUGAUCCUGAAGAAAAGAUAUCGAUUGGUAGACAUCAAUUAGAAAGAUUAGGUUUGACAAAUAAUCCUGUUGCUAAGAAGAUGUUUAACAUUGAAUCAUCAAGACGUUUCAAUGACGACAAUGACUACGAACCAGAAAGAAAUAGAAAUUUCAGAAACAGAAAUUACGAUGAUGAUAAUAACAGCAGCAACCACAACAACCACAACGACAAUCAAUACAAUAGAUACUCAAAGAAUAAUGCAAGAGGUCAAAGAUUCAAUAGAUUUGGUAACUAA